Talaromyces rugulosus is the source of this 2067-nucleotide messenger RNA. RefSeq lists its product as uncharacterized. Gene Ontology annotation, cellular component: cytoplasm; mitochondrion. The coding region runs from base 1 to 2067 and encodes 688 amino acids. Lineage: Eukaryota; Fungi; Ascomycota; Eurotiomycetes; Eurotiales; Trichocomaceae. Gene Ontology annotation, biological process: aspartyl-tRNA aminoacylation. The transcript is spliced from 3 exons. The record is from RefSeq and is a predicted model, not a curated record. Gene Ontology annotation, molecular function: aspartate-tRNA ligase activity; ATP binding.
AUGCUUGCAGCUGCCGUCCGCCGCAGCUCGCCUGGUCUCCAGGCCGUUUCUCGACGCAGCAGCUAUAUACAGAUUGGAAACUUCGUUCACAGGAGGCAAUUGGCACGAGAGAAAUUCCAGCGCUCAAUAUGCCAGAGAAGCAGCCAGUUCCACAGCUCGCCCUUUUCGCGACAGCAGCACCAGGACAAUGAGAGAAUCACAUCGGUGCUCGAGCAAUAUAAAAGCUCCGUUGAAUUCCCGAGCGCUACACAUUCCUUUGAGCAUCUAUUACGAAGCGCCAAUGCCGGCGAUACCGUCGUUCUCCAUGGCUAUCUUGGGCCUCGGGCAGAUCUUUCGAAAAAGCUAUCCUUUGUACGAUUGACGGAUCCAACCAUGCGACAAAACAUUCAAAUCAUAUCGUCUGCCAAAGAUGAUGCGCAUAAUAAAUUAAAGUCGAUGUCAGCAAACAGCCCUGUUGCCAUCCGCGGGACCGUCCAGACGAAAAAAGGCAGCACUGGGGAACGGGAAAAAGUCGAUGUCGAGAAGAUCGACAGUCUAGAGAUCAAGCUGGUGGAUAUUUGGCCGCUCAAUGACUUUUCAAAAGAUAUAAUAAUGACCCCUGAGACGGUGUUCUCGGCAGAACAAAGAUACUUACAGCUUCGUUCGGACCGAAGUCUACGAGAGGCGCUUCGCUUUCGCUCUGAAGCUCGCAGGGUGAGCAGGGAAGAGCUCGAAGGAUGCUCGCCGCCAUUCGUCGAGGUUGAAACGCCUCUUCUGUUCAAAUCAACUCCAGAGGGCGCACGGGAGUUUUUGGUGCCAACCCGCCGCAAGGGUCUGGCAUAUGCUCUGCCUCAAAGCCCUCAACAGUACAAGCAAAUCCUCAUGGCAAGCGGUAUUCCAAGAUACUACCAGUUUGCUCGCUGUUUUAGAGAUGAGGACUUGAGGGCAGAUAGACAACCGGAGUUUACUCAGCUUGACUUGGAGAUGUCCUUUGCAACCGGUGAAGAUGUCAUGAAAAUCAUUGAAAAUGUGAUACGAAGACUGUGGUCCACAUUGCUCGGUGAGACGUUGACACAGCAGCCAUUCCAAAGGCUGUCUUAUCAAGAUGCCAUGGGUCGUUUCGGGUCAGACAAGCCAGACACUCGUUUCGGAAUGGAGAUUGUCCGCGUUGACUAUAUGCUGCCUCAAGACUUGAUACAAAAAAUCACGCCCAUCACAAACCCAAUCGUGGAGGCAUUCAAAUUGUCAAGCGAGGAAAACAGCCCUGCCCAAACGUUGGAAUUUAUCACCCGGUUUUUGGAUUCACCCGCUGGCGCUGAGUUCAAUCAAAAUCCAGAUGGAGGCCCGGGGAUCUUCGUUUAUGAUUCCAAAAGGCCAUUGUGCGGGCUUAUGCCUUUUGGCUUUGAAGCCGCCGAGCGUGUCGAGGAGCUCAUAGAGCCUGAUCACGGUGAUCUCAUUGUUUUACAAGCACGAAAGAACGUCCCAUUUUCAGGGGGCUCUACGCCUAUCGGCGACCUUCGUAAAGCCCUUCACUGGGAAGCCGUUAAAACCGGCAUCAAAGAAGCACCCAGCGGCUUCGACUUUUUGUGGAUUGUCGACUUUCCUCUUUUCUCACCCACAAACGAAAACGAACCGGGUCAAGGCGGUGCGGCCGGUCUCGCAUCCACGCAUCAUCCUUUCACAGCACCAAAGUCCGCCGCUGACGUUGAUUUGCUGCUGACAGACCCGGCUGCGGUGGUAGCUGAUCAUUACGAUCUGGUCGUCAAUGGCGUUGAGCUUGGCGGAGGAAGCCGCCGUAUACAUGACGCUCGUGUCCAGGAGAUCGUGUUCAAGGAUAUCCUUCAGAUGCCGGACUCGCGCGUCUCAGAGUUUUCCCAUCUGCUGGAAGCGCUCAAGGCAGGCUGUCCUCCUCACGCAGGUAUUGCCCUGGGCUUUGAUCGGCUGAUCGCCGUCAUGUUGGGCAAGGAGUCGGUCCGCGAUGUGAUUGCGUUUCCCAAGACUGGGAAGGGAGAGGACGCUAUGGUCAGCUCUCCGGGCAAGAUGUCUGAAGAAGCUUUGGCGACAUAUCAUCUUCACUUGAGAGAUUGA